ACUGCUGUCGAGCGGAGUGCGUCUACCGUUGACCGUGGCGGUCCGCCUCGAUCAAGCGACAAGGACAUCUCCGCCAGCCAAAUCACUACCGUCGAUGUCCCGAAAACGAACGUCUGCCAGUGGUCGCCCGAUGGUCGGGCCUCAACACCACGACGCUCUGCGGGCAUGCUCGUCGGCAACGGCGUGCUGUCCUGUCACUAGCUCGUGUGCUCGUGCACGCGCAGCGGGAGGACGAACCGUUUCUUAAGCGGGCGGAGGAUGCGAUGUCCUCGCGCGGGUAGGGGAUGCACUUUGGCUUCCCGCGGACAGCUCGAGGACGUUGUUUCUGCCGUGGUCGGAGGUCGUUCCCUCAUUGCCCGCCAGCUACUGCGCUUAGCGCGUCCGUGCUGCAGGUGGCGGAUCAGUUGAAGUUGUCAACGACGGGGAACAAACCCGGGGCGCGUAUCCGCCACCGCGCGCGAGGGGUGUGGCGGCGUAGAGCGUGUUCAAAACGCGGGGAUGAUGAAGGCGUAGCGGCGCGCGAGGGUAUGGAUGGUACGAGAUUAGGGCUUGUGCGCGGAAGGAGUCCGGUCAAAUCGGGCGCUGUCUACGAAGGGCGCAGUCAGAUCCGGCUCAGCCGGGUUCUGUUCUUUCCGUACCAUACCCUCAGCGAGGAUUUCAUCGCACAUUGUUUCUCAGCGCGCAUCACUAUGUCGAUGUCAAUCUAUCACUACAAUUUUAGUGACAAUGCAGUGAGCCUUCCUUAUCCCCCGCGGCCGGCGACCCCCGUGGCUUUGGCAAACAAGCUCAAGCAUCCUUAGCCUCCUACGCUCAUGUCACCGCCAAC
Messenger RNA from Schizophyllum commune H4-8, 826 nucleotides. RefSeq lists its product as uncharacterized. NCBI's taxonomy places the organism in Eukaryota, Fungi, Basidiomycota, Agaricomycetes, Agaricales, Schizophyllaceae. The coding region runs from base 285 to 800 and encodes 171 amino acids. The transcript has a single exon. The record is from RefSeq and is a predicted model, not a curated record.